AUGAAAAUGACUGAUGAUUUUGUAAUGACCAUCGAUGACGAUGAUAACAUUGUUACCGAAGAAAUUAUGGAAGAUAUUUCUGAACCAGAACAAGAGCCUGUCGAGAAAAAGACUUUAAAAAAAUCAAAAAAGCAGACCAAGAAAGAACAAAAGAAAAAAGCCAUGAAUGACAGUCAAAAGAAUGCAAAAGGAAAUAAUGAGGAAGCGGAUGAUUUCGAUAACAAUUUUACAUUCUCUUUAGAUGGUGGUGGAAAAAUGAAUCAAAAUGCUUGGGACUUUACCGCUGCUCGUGAUAUGUUGAAAAAGCAACAGGGAGAUAUUCCAAGAACCUCAAUUGAUGAUAUUAUUGCAAAGAAAAGAAAAGAAGUAAAAGAAAAGAAAGCCAAGGCUAAGAAGACAACCGAAAGUUUAGAUAAAGAGAAAGAAGAAGAUGAAAAUAAAGAAAAUGAGGAUGAUUAUGUGGGUGCAAGCGAUGAUGAUGAGUUGGCAUUGGAUGGCUUUGGUGGAGGCGCUAAAAAUGUAGAAAGUGAAGAAAGUGAAGAAGAAGAAGAAGAAGUGAAUGAAGAAGAAAAAGAAGAAGAUGUUGAAAGUGAAAGUGAAAGCGAAAGCGAAAGCGAAAGCGAAAGCGAAAGUGAAGAAGAUGAAUCUGAAGAUAUUGACGAAGAUAGUAAUGAUGAUGAGGUUGAAGAUGAAGCUGAAAUUCAACGUAAGAAGGAAUAUUUUGCAGACGAAUCAGAAAUUUCAGUUAAAGAGCAUGAAGCUUUUACUUCUAUGAAUCUUUCUCGUCCUAUUCUUAAAGGUUUGUCUAGUGUCGGUUUCGUAAAGCCUACAGAUAUUCAAUCUCGUACUAUUCCUGUCGCAUUAAUGGGCAAAGAUAUUUGUGGUGGCGCAGUGACAGGUUCAGGUAAAACCGCCGCAUUUGUUAUACCCAUCUUGGAACGUCUUUUGUAUAGACCAAGACAAACACCUACUACACGUGUCUUGAUCCUUUGUCCUACUCGUGAAUUGGCCGCACAGGUUCACAGUGUUGCUGUCAAGUUGGCCAAUUAUACAGAUAUUACCUUUUGUCUUUGUGUUGGUGGUUUAAGUCUCAAGACUCAAGAACAAGAACUUAAAUUAAAACCUGAUAUCGUUGUAGCUACACCUGGUCGUUUAAUUGAUCAUGUUCGUAACUCCUCAGGUUUCCAUCUUGAUAAUUGUGAAAUCUUAGUGAUGGAUGAAGCAGAUCGUAUGCUUGAAGAUGGUUUUGCUGACGAAUUGGAUGAAAUCGUCAAAUCUUGCCCUCGUUCUCGUCAAACUAUGCUUUUCUCGGCUACUAUGACAGAUAAUGUAGAUCAAUUAGUUCGUAUGUCAUUGAAUAAUCCAGUACGUUUAUUUGUUGAUCGCAGUAACCAAGCAGCAUCUCGUCUUAUUCAAGAAUUUGUACGUAUUCGUCAAGCACGUGAGGCAGAUCGUUCUGCUAUCCUUAUGGCAUUAUGUCGCAAGACAUUUAAAAAGAAAGUGAUCAUCUUCUUUAGAUCUAAAGCAGCUGCACAUCAAAUGAAGAUUUUAUUUGGUUUAAUGGGCUUAUCAGCUGCUGAACUUCAUGGUAACUUAUCACAAGAACAACGUCUUGAAGCCCUUGAACGUUUCAGAGAUGGUGAAGUUGAUUAUUUGUUGGCUACCGAUUUAGCUGCAAGAGGUCUUGAUAUUAAGGGUAUUGAAACAGUUAUUAACUACAAUAUGCCUACACAAUUCGCCCAAUACCUUCAUCGUGUGGGUCGUACUGCAAGAGCAGGACGCAAUGGUCGUUCAGUUACCUUAGUAGGUGAAGCAGAUCGUAAGAUGUUAAAGAUGGCUAUCAAAUCCUCUGUAAGCUCUCAAGUAAAGAAUCGUGUGGUGAACCAUGAGUUGGUUUUACGUUAUAAGAAGAAGAUCGAAAGCUUAGGUCCUCAAAUUAAAGAAGUUUUAGCUGAAGAAAAGCAAGAACGUGCAAUUAGAAAUACUGAAAUGAGAUUAAAAAAGACUGAAAACAUGAUUCUUCAUAGUAAUGAAAUCUAUUCUAGACCUGCUCGAACUUGGUUCCAAACAAAAGCUGAAAAACAAAAAGCUGAAAAACAAAAGGCUAACAAAGAAAGUAAUAACAAGCCAGUAGCAGAAAAGGCAACUAAAAAGAAACAGGAUAAAUAUGAAGGUAUGAGUCGUCGUAAGAGAAGACGUUUACAAAUGAUAGAAGAAGAAGAAAGAGAAAGAGCCGAAGCUCGACAAAAGAAGAACUAA
Molecule: messenger RNA, 2259 nt
Organism: Cokeromyces recurvatus
Lineage: Eukaryota; Fungi; Mucoromycota; Mucoromycetes; Mucorales; Mucoraceae
Product: P-loop containing nucleoside triphosphate hydrolase protein
Exons: 5
Coding region: 1-2259 (752 amino acids)
Molecular function (GO): nucleic acid binding; RNA helicase activity; ATP binding
Source: RefSeq, a predicted model, not a curated record